This is a messenger RNA of Adineta ricciae, 1149 nucleotides long. NCBI's taxonomy places the organism in Eukaryota, Metazoa, Rotifera, Eurotatoria, Adinetida, Adinetidae. The record is from the annotation of a GenBank genome assembly.
AUGAAUGAUCGAACAAUAAUAAAAAAUAGAAGAAAAUCACAAUUGUCAUCAGUGGAAAUUUCAGCUAAAGCCACGAACACGUUGUUUGUUCCUGUUGAAGGUAUAGACAAAAUAGACGUUGAGGAUGUUCCGACGCCGAUCCACACAAAACAUAUCAAUAUAUGUGCCACACCAGCACAUGAGAAUAAAUCACCAGAGGAACUUCGAUUUAAGUAUUAUUUAAAUCAUCUAAAACCUUCAUGGAUAACAGCUGCAAACUUCUCUCUGCCAUUAAAUAUGAAUUUUUCAUUUGGAGUUCUAACUGUACCCAAUACUCCGAUCAAUAGUUUUGCUUCUGAAAAUGAACAUUGUCCAUCGCAAUCAUUGACUACAUUGGCAAAUAAUUUUGCUCUCGCGGUACAAGGACUGAACGAUUGUGUCAACGGCAUGAAUGUAAAUAAAAGUUCAACUGUCGCAGCAUCAAUCAUUUCGCCGUUCACUAUUCGGAGCUGCACAGAUUGCAGUAAGCUACCCCAAAUGCAAUGUCUACAUUGUUCCAAACAAGUUUGCAUGGAAUGUGCACAAAAACACGUGAAAUUGGUUGAUGAACAGAUCCAAAUUGCCGAGGAAUUUGUUACUAACAAGCUCAGUAUACUCGAUCGAUUGGUUAUUAUAGCAAGAGAACGUGUCAAUGCUGAGCGGGAGAAAAUUAUCGAGCAAGCAAAUGUGGAACGUGAUCAAGCAUAUAUGCAGAUCAAUGAACUGUAUCAUCAACAGAUGAAACAUAUGCAAGAUUCGGGUUUCCAACUUCGACAAUUAUCACUGGAUAAAGUGUUGCCUUAUAUUCAACGCAUGAAAAACAAUAUGGNCAGUAUACUCGAUCGAUUGGUUAUUAUAGCAAGAGAACGUGUCAAUGCUGAGCGGGAGAAAAUUAUCGAGCAAGCAAAUGUGGAACGUGAUCAAGCAUAUAUGCAGAUCAAUGAACUGUAUCAUCAACAGAUGAAACAUAUGCAAGAUUCGGGUUUCCAACUUCGACAAUUAUCACUGGACAAAGUGUUGCCUUAUAUUCAACGCAUGAAAAACAAUAUGGAGGCUUUAAACGAAGACAAUCAACAAUUGUUUCAUGUUGCGUGUACUGCACCGAGAAUUCAAGUAAAGCAUAAACGUUGA